Messenger RNA from Toxoplasma gondii ME49, 1248 nucleotides. RefSeq lists its product as hypothetical. The coding region runs from base 52 to 708 and encodes 218 amino acids. The transcript has 3 exons. Lineage: Eukaryota; Apicomplexa; Conoidasida; Eucoccidiorida; Sarcocystidae. The record is from RefSeq and is a predicted model, not a curated record.
GUGUGAAUCAUAUUUUUUUGCUUCCUGUGUAUUCUUUCGCGAGCAGACAAGAUGACGAACUGUUUGAGUAAAUUGCCCUACGUUUCCGCUGCGUGCGGAACGGCUUCGCUGCUGGUGUAUUUCUUCCCCUCGACUCUCCUAUCAUGCGUGCCUCAGUUAGCGGAGACGUCUCCUGCGUUGCUAAGGCUUUUGUCGACUCUCGUGAACACGAGUUUCAGCUGCCUUUUCGGCUCGGCAACAUGGGUUUUCUUCGUCAUGUCGCCUGUUCUUCGGAAAACGUUGAGCAGGUGCAAGCUGGCUGAAGUACAGUCGAUCCACUACCCAAUUUUUUUCUGCGCGUCGACCGUGCUUUCUUCGACGCUUCUCUCGACUGUCUGCUACAUGGGCGUCGGCUACAGCAAGUUGCACAUGGCUGCUGCGGUCAACGUUAUCGGGAACCUCGUCAAUUCGUGCUACCUCGCACCGCGACAGGUUUCGCUUCUGGAACGAAGAAGAGAGCUCGAGGAGCAACUCGGGAUCGACACUGCGGACACAGCAGUGAAUGCUGCAGAAGUGGCUCGUCGAGCCGCCCGCGGAGGAGACGGGGACCAGGCUGCUGCCGGGCUAGAGUACCAGGAUGUUGUGAAGGCGUUUAAGUUGCACCACUCUCUCGGCAUGGCUGUUGGCUUUGUUUCUUUUGCCGCUCUCCUGCCGUUUCUCGUGUCGUAAAUGUGGCUCCGUAUGGCGUGGUCACAUCUUUCGCGGCUUUUGGAUGUUGGUGUGAACCACUCGAAAGUGAGCUGGUAAUGUAGGAUGGUUGCUGGCCUGAAUUCCUGGGCCGCCUGUACUUUCCUUUUCUCGUGAAGUCACGAACCGGGGCAGAUUCUCUCGGGUGUGCUGCGAAGGAGGGCGAACUUUUUGUCUUGGGAACUUCUAUGGAAAAGCAGCGUCGCGGUCGGUAAUGAUGUGCCCUCUCUUUUUCUCGUGGUUGGGCGUAAAGUCACAGUCCACUAUCUGUAUGACUCAGGUGCAUGCGAGAAACGUUGAAGAGCGUUCAAGAACAAGAGAGGGCACCUCCAACGAGUUUGGCCUCCGUGCACGCCAUACGGUUGGGCUUUGCGCAGCACACUGCAUCUGUGUGUGCCGGGGACGCUCCCACUUCUUUUUGUAGAGUCGCUAGAUGGAAGCAAGCGGAGCAUAUAACAGGGUUGCACCCUAAACGAACCGUAGUCAAUCUGACGCAGAGGCUUUGUUAACUUGGCAGUUGUA